AUGUCAACCCAACUAUCUACAACCUUCACCACGACCCUGGCACUGGUCGAACAGUUCCAAACAGCCCUCACCACCCCACCAGCGACAGCAGCCGAGUCCGCCAAAGACGCCAAAGAUGUCGAAGCACUACCCCUCCUCACAGCCUCGGCCACUGCACUCAGAGCCCACGUCACCAAACUCUCUCUGCUGGCAAUCACAUCACCUUUCACCCACUCCGCCAUUGGAACCGUCCUCCGUGAGCUGAAUGAGUCCGUGCUACCCUCGCUCGUCACCGCAGCCCUCCUCAUCACUCCUGCGCAAUACACCAAAGCCUUCCAGACCGAGGUCCUGGGCCUGGUAAAGAGUGUCCUAACAGAGCUAUUGGGACUAGUCCGCGAAGUCCAGCGCGUCGACGACAAAAAGGAGCAGGAGAAAGGCGCGAAGGAGAGCGACUUGACGAAGGCGGAGAAGGAGGUCGUGACGCGCGCUACCGGACGUGUCUGGGAUGCCUGUGAUGUUGUGAUUGACGUUUCGCAAAAGGGCGUUGUUGGAUUCGUGAUGCGCCGCGUCGAACAGUGGCGGGAUCUGGUUCGGGAUGCGGUGGAGGAAAUCGAGGAGUGGGAUCCUGAGGACGAUGAUGAUGAUUUCAUGGAUGAGCUUCUGGAUGAGGAUGAGAAGGGGCAGAAGGAUGAUGAGGAGGAUGAUGAGGAGGAAACUGCUGCUUUGAAUGAGCACAAGAAGUUGACGCUGCGUUUCCUCAAGCCUGUUGCUCAGGUUUAUCCUGCUAUUAUCAAUAACCGGUUGAAGAAUGCUGGAAAUGCGCCUUUGGCUUCGUCGACUGGUAUCAAGACUUUGGAGUCUUUGAUGGUGAAUUUGCAGGCUGUUCCUGAUCAUGUUGAUGAGGCUGCGGGUGGCUUGUACGAGGCCGAUUUCGAAAGGUCUGCUGAGUACCUGCAGAAGACGAGGAAGUGUGCUGCCAAAGCUGUCGAUUUGGUCAUGGUGCCCUGGGGUGCUGCGGAUGAUGCGCCAGCAGACAAGUUCACUACCUGGGCCAAGACGUGGCUCAAGGUCGUUGAGGAAGUGAGCAAGGCGAUUGACGAAAACUGA
This is a messenger RNA of Penicillium olsonii, 1086 nucleotides long. The record is from the annotation of a GenBank genome assembly. NCBI's taxonomy places the organism in Eukaryota, Fungi, Ascomycota, Eurotiomycetes, Eurotiales, Aspergillaceae.